Molecule: messenger RNA, 3521 nt
Organism: Planococcus citri (citrus mealybug)
Lineage: Eukaryota; Metazoa; Arthropoda; Insecta; Hemiptera; Pseudococcidae
Product: retinoblastoma-like protein 2
Exons: 3
Coding region: 442-3156 (904 amino acids)
Biological process (GO): cell differentiation; regulation of transcription by RNA polymerase II; negative regulation of G1/S transition of mitotic cell cycle
Cellular component (GO): transcription regulator complex; nucleus; chromatin
Molecular function (GO): RNA polymerase II transcription regulatory region sequence-specific DNA binding
Source: RefSeq, a predicted model, not a curated record
UCCUGCUAAAAAAUUUGCGAGAGCAAAGUGCUUUGUGUUUGUUGAAAAAAAGCGGUCUUCGAGAUUAUAAAAUGUUAUUAUUCGAUAAUUUGUGCAUAAUUUCUUCCAAAAAUGAACAAUAAUCAAUCCUCCAGCGUUGAGAAAUUACUAGACUUCGAUUGGAACAUCAAGCAAGUUAUCGGUAGCAGUUCGUGCAGAUCGAUCGAAGACACCUUGACUCAAAUCACUUUCCAUACAAUCGCCCAAUCAGCUUCAUCUGACACCAUUGAGAAGAAGAAUACGACGAUUGAAUUCGACAAAAACGAAUUGAAAAACCUGAUUACAACUCUUCAGAGCAUGAAACAGAAUUAACCAGCUUUGGUACGUUGUUGAACGUUAUACCAUUACUACUAUAAUCAGUACAGUACGUUGUAAUCUGUAUAAAAAACAAACCCACCCAAAAUGGUUCUAUCGGAAACCGAAGAGAUCUACAAAAAACACCAACAACUAUGCGCCGAUUUGAACUUAGACAAAGAGUCGAACAACAUAUCGUGGAAUAGUUACGUAGCCACGAAACGUAACUAUACAUUGGAAGGUAACCAGUUACACUGGCUCGCUUGUUCUAUUUACGUCGCUUGCAGAAAAUCAUCGGUACCUGCUAUCGGCCGUACGAAUACGCUGAUCGAAGGUAAUCUCGUUAGUCUUACAAGACUCCUUCGUAUCUGCGACUUGACGCUGAUCCAAUUCAUCGAGAAAUGUCGCAAGUGGGCGAACAUGGGCGGACUUUCGGCCGAUUUCCGAAGCAAGAUUAACUGCUUGGAGAGAAAAUUCGCCGUAUCUGCUUUGGUGUUCAAGAAAUUCCGGUCUAUAUUUUACGAUAUGUUUAACCAAGAACAGUCGACUGAUCCGGAUAAAAUGAAAGUGGCCAAGAAGGGUAAAGGUAUUACGUGCACGACGACUAGACUGAUGGAGUUUGCUUGGACUCUGUACCUUGUGGUGAAGUCGGAAUAUCCGGAUAUUAGCGAAGAUUUAGUUAAUUCGUUCCAUCUUUUGUUGGCUUGCUGCGAUAUGAUUUACGCGAACGCUAUUUCUUCAGAUAGAAGGGAUAUAUUGAACGAAAAAUUCAUCGGGUUACCUGAACACUCGUUCGAUGAAGAUUACGAUCCUCCCGUCGAACCUAUUUGCAUUAUAGACGAGCUGUGUAAAAUACACGAAGGGAUUGUUAUCGACGCCAAAGGUGUACGCGAGUAUAACUGGAAGCCGCAGAUUCGCAAGCUAUUCGAACGAGGUGUUUUGAAAGGAGAUUCGUCCAAUUUCACCGAGAUCUUUCAUCCUGACGUCUUCGACCUGAACUACCGUUCGGUGAACAAGUGUUACGAACAAUAUGUUCUGAGCGUAGGUGAUUUCGACGAACGAGUCAUGGUUCUAGACCAAGCCGACGAAUCCAGCGAACAUCCAGCCAUCAAAGGGGAAUCUGCCGCCAGUGGAGGUACCGAUGAGAAAUUCGACAGCGACAGGGCUUCGAUAAUUUACCCCAACACGCUCACUCCUCUGACCGGACGCCAGUAUUUGAAGAAUCGAGACAGCUUGGCCAACGUGGCCGGUAAUACACCGAUGAUCAACGCUAGCGAGAACGUGAUACGAUUGCAGACUAUUCUGAAUAGUCGAAGAACACCUCUGAGUCAAUCUCUACGCGAUGUAGGUAAACUGAGCGAACAGACCGUCGUUGAAAUAGAAACCGAGAUCAAGAGAUGUGUGGCCGAAAUGCGCGAAUUGAUUAUUCAGUAUGGCGAUUCCAGAAGCACCGAUUUUAUUCGAAGACGAGUCGACAUGGCGGAGAAAUUCUUCUUCAAAUUGCUAGACGAUAUCGCUCAAGAAGAGAUCAAGAUGAAUAAACCAGAUAUAGGUAAAUCUCUCAAACAAGACUUGUUCCUUCGUUCGUUGUUCGGUUGCGCUAUGGAAGUAGUCGUGUUCGCUCAUACUUCAUCGAACGAUUUUUCUUGGAUCUUGGAGGCGUUACAUCUAGAAGCCUACCAUUAUUACAAAAUAAUCGAGCUCGUGGUCCGAACCGAAAUACAAUUAUCUCGCGAUAUGGUCAAACAUUUGAACAUGGUCGAAGAGAAGAUCCUGGAAACGAUGUCGUGGGAAAGCAGCAGUCCAUUGUGGACCGUCAUCGACGAAUCAAAUCUGCCCAUUCCUGCUUGCGAAGAGGUCUGCCUGCCUCAUCAAUUGAGCUCGUUCGAGGCAGCUCAGCAACGUAACAGUUACUCGAUCCAGACGGUGAAAUCGGGCAAACUGGGCGAAUUCAAAUCGGUCUCUAGAACUAGCGAAGGUAUUGGCAAAAAUGGCGUAUUAUCGAAACCCAAACGAGGCGGAUCGUUGGGACUGUUCUUUAGAAAAUUCUACCAUCUUGCUUCGGUCCGAAUGCAAGACCUUUGCGAAAAGCUCAACAUAAACGAUAAAGAGGUGCGGCUUAAAAUAUGGACGUGUUUCGAAUACGUCAUCAAGAACCAUAUAAGCUUGAUGAAGAACCGCCACCUCGAUCAGAUCCUAAUGUGUACCUUGUACGUGGUCUGCAAAGUGUUAGAUAUGAAUCUGACGUUUCACGAGAUCAUGAAAUGUUACCGUAGUCAGCCGCAGGCGGUGAGCAGUAUUUACCGGAACGUAUUAGUAGAUGUGCCUUCGUCGUCGUCGUCGACCACCAACGACUCAUCUACAGAUAAUCCAACCCCCCAAGACACAUCUCCCGGACGAGGCGACCUGAUUAAAUUCUACAACAAGGUGUACGUCAAAGUAACUCAAAGCUUCGCGUGGAAAUUAUCUACGAAAUCGAACCAAAAAGGAGAUAUCAAUUUAACUCCUAUACCGAUGGGUAAAUCGUCCAAGACCAACUCGCCCUACAGAAGGGUAUCGGAUAAACAUCCCAUAUUUAUAAGGUGUUUAGAUAACACCGAACAAAUCCCCCCUUCUCCGAUAAAACCGCUUAGUUACUAUUUCAGUCGCAGUCCGGCUAAAGAUUUGCACGCCAUAAAUAACAUGAUGUCGUUGGGCUUGGGAUCGGUUAAACGAAAUUUAAACAGAGAGGAUGACGAUGAAGUGCCUCAAAUUAAACGAUUUGUUCCUCGAAACGGGUCUGCGAAAUUACAAGAUCUCAUAGAAGAUCGCAAUAAGUUCUAGAUUUAAUCGCGUAUGUAUUUUGUAUCGUUUAAGUAUAAUAUGAAUUUUUAUACUUACUUUUUUUUCGUGGUUCUCGCAGUUACGUUUAUUUUUAUUUGUUUUUUUUUCUCUCUCUCUAUCUCUCUAUCUGUCUUCGAAAUUGUUUCCUUUUUGCUAAUUAUUAUUUUAGUUUGUAGUGGUUAUAGAGUUAUCCUAUGUUCGUAUUUUAUCGUGUUUUAUGAAUUGUGUUUUUUUUUCUCUUUUUUUCUUUCUUGAUAAGUACCUCCUCUCCUAUCAUUGAUAGAAUUUGUAGUAUUUUUGUGCAAGACUUGUAAAUACUUAUUGUGUGUUGUCCGAAUAUAUUUUUGGAUUUUUCCGCCAUUUUA